Molecule: messenger RNA, 957 nt
Organism: Episyrphus balteatus (marmalade hoverfly)
Lineage: Eukaryota; Metazoa; Arthropoda; Insecta; Diptera; Syrphidae
Product: phosphatidylglycerophosphatase and protein-tyrosine phosphatase 1-like
Exons: 4
Coding region: 213-803 (196 amino acids)
Biological process (GO): protein dephosphorylation
Molecular function (GO): phosphatidylglycerophosphatase activity; protein tyrosine/serine/threonine phosphatase activity; phosphatidylinositol-4,5-bisphosphate 5-phosphatase activity
Source: RefSeq, a predicted model, not a curated record
CAUUCAUUAUUUGCGUAUCAGCUGUUUAGUCGAUUUCUUUUUCUAUUUUCACAGAAAAAAAAACGUGAAUAGUUUUUUAUUUAUAUUUUAAUUGUUAUGUAAACUAGACAGAAGAAGUUUGUUGUUUUUUGUUUUGUUUUAGUUUUUUUGUUUUGAGUCAAUUUAUUCUCUUCUAUCCCAGUCUCAGUAAAUCUGCACCAAAACAAUACAAAAUGGCUGAAAUGUUUGCACGUGUCUCAUUUUAUCCAUCGCUACUAUUCAAUGUUGUCAUGGAGAAAACCACCUCGCGAAACUGGUUCGAUCGCAUCGAUGAAAAUAUUAUUUUAGGUGCUUUACCUUUUCGUUCGAUGGGUGACGAUCUUAUUAAAAAAGAAAAUCUAAAAGCUGUCAUUUCGAUGAACGAAAGUUAUGAGCUAUCUGUCUUUUCGAAUGAUGCUAUUAAAUGGGCACGAUUGGGAGUUGAAUUUCUUCAAUUGCCCACAACUGAUUUUGGAUCACCCAGUCAAGAGAAUCUCUUUCGAGGUGUCGAAUUCAUUAAUAAGUUUUUAGCCAAAGACGAUAGAAUACCAAAUCUUCGCACAACUCCGUUGCCAGAGAAUUUUGGAACAGUUUACGUUCACUGUAAAGCUGGACGAACACGUAGUUCUACACUUGUUGGAUGUUAUCUUAUGAUGAGAAAUAAUUGGACACCAGAACAAGCUGUAUAUCAUAUGAAAGAAGUACGUCCUCAUAUUGCCAUACAUAGGAAAAAUUGGGAUUCCCUUAGAACUUUUUACAGAAAUCACGUACAAAAGCAGUCUUGACAUUGGAACUUUCAAGUGUAUCUUUGUUGUCUGUUAUGUUUUAAAUCUGUACUAAAAUUUGUAAAAAAUAGUUUGUGCCAAAUUUUUAGAAGACACAUUUUUAACCGAGCAUUAUUUUAUCCAAAUAACGACUUGCUAAAUAAAAGUUGACUUU